Saccoglossus kowalevskii is the source of this 1344-nucleotide messenger RNA. RefSeq lists its product as uncharacterized. Lineage: Eukaryota; Metazoa; Hemichordata; Enteropneusta; Harrimaniidae. Gene Ontology annotation, molecular function: protein binding. The record is from RefSeq and is a predicted model, not a curated record.
AUGUCGACCUACGAGGAAGCUGUGAACGCCCAAGCUAUUGUCUGGUCUGACGAACAAUACUCUCUCGCUGAAAUUGUUGAAAAGUUUGAGCAUAAUCUUCCACAGCUUGUCCGUGUCUACCAAGGUAUUUAUGGUUCGGAGUCAUUCUCCACUGGUGACGUGUUCAAGGUACAGGGAAUACGCCGUGAGCGUAAGAUACUAGCGUCAGUUGGCCUUCAAAACAUCCAAAUUACGAUUCCAUUCUCAUUUCGGGGAACGCUGCGUGUCCUAUCAGACCAACGAAAUUCGAGUAUCCCUCGUAACAAUGAAUAUAGAGUGGACGAGCUUCUCGAGGCAUUCACGUUGCCAGUUAAGGCUAAGUUUAUUGAAUAUGAUCGACGUACGGCCGAAAUGUUGUCGGACCUUGGCGGGGCCGAGCAGAUAUUCACAUUUGAGAGAGAAUUGACCGAGACUUAUGUCAUAGCUAGUACGAAAGUCGAGAACGUUCGACAUAUGUGUGUAAUGACUGUGAAUCUUGAAAUCGAGUUCGAAAUAGUAACAGAUGAUGAAUCAGACGCCUCCGACUACCAACUCAUCGUUGAGACGUUUCUGCCAAAAAUUGAAGUCGGAAAAAUGAUUGACGUGCCUUAUUUAGAGUACUACGAACGACCAACUGUUUAUGAGCCAAAGAAGGACGAUCUUUAUUGGAAUGCCGAAGUGGAUGCUUACUUCAAUACUGCCCCGGUCGCAAAACCUCGAAAAAGAACGCCACUUCCAACAGUCGCUCCAAAAGUGGACAGAAAGACGAAGCCCAAACAAGAACUACACUUGGAGAAUACAUAUGUUAUCCGUGAAGAACUUUCCUAUGGCCAUGAUCCAGAUUUUGAAGAAAUACCGGAGGAAAUUCGUAUACGACGACAGCAGAAAAUAGCGGAAAUGACAGCCAAAGAGACUGAUACAUCCACCACUGUUGCUGUGGUUACGCCAACUCCACGCCCUAAGUCAAUUGUCGGUCGAUUCCUCCCACAACGUAAAGAGCGACAUCAUCCCGGAAAACACCAACAUAAACACCAACAGAAACAAGAACAACAACAACAACAACCUGAUAUAUAUGCGAAUGGCGAUGACAUAAAGAGAAGUCAACUCGACAUAUCACAAAUGAGUGUUAACGACGUGGCUGCAUUUCUACGUAACGAAGUUCACGUUGACGAAAGCGUUGUUAAAAUAUUUGUGGAAAAUGAAAUAGAUGGCGCCUUACUCCUCGAUUUAAAUGAGGACAUUCUUCGUCAACAGUUUGAUAUUGCACAUUUUGCUGCUCUUAAAAUUAUUAAAUCUGCUCGGGGUUGGAGGCCAAAGGUUAAGUAG